AUGGGUUUCCUCAUACUCUGCUUAAUUCUGGCCGCAUGGGUGAGCGUCGACUCAUCCAUUUUGAACCCAGAAUGGCGAACGGAAUUUCUUGGAGAGCAGAAGUUUUCCAAAAGAGAGGCUGUUGACGGAGCACAACCAUUGGGAGACUCCAUCGAGGAAGUCAACACGAGAAGAGGAGUUGCAGCCAAGCUGUUCCAGGGAGAUAUCGUCCUUUCGAAGGAGCAAAAGGAUCAAAUCGCUGAAGGUAUUAGAAGAGCUCGUCCCAAAAGGCAAGCCUUCAAUGACAAAACCUUCCCCGCCUUGAAAUGGUCGAAAGGAGUUGCUUACAUGUUAUGGGAUUAUCUAGAUGAGGAAACCAAAACUUCGUUCAAAAAAGCAGCACAAUUGUGGAUGGAUGACACAUGUGUUAACUUCACAGAAUACACAGUGGAUAUGAUAAAAAGGAAGAAACCAGAGCACUACCUUGUUGUGGUCAAGGGCGAGGGAUGUAGCUCGGAUCUUGGCAGAAGGGUGAAAGAAGGGCCGCAAUAUCUCUCACUCGCAGAAGGCUGUGAAACGGUAUGUGUUUAA
This is a messenger RNA of Ostertagia ostertagi, 570 nucleotides long. NCBI's taxonomy places the organism in Eukaryota, Metazoa, Nematoda, Chromadorea, Rhabditida, Trichostrongylidae. The record is from the annotation of a GenBank genome assembly.